UGCUGCUUUUAAUAAGUAAUUACAGCAUUAUAAGGAUAAUGCACGAAAACUCUGUAAUAUAAACGUUAAUGUAAAUAAAAUCUACACACAUAACUAUAUUCUGUCAGAAAGAAAGACUAUACAUACAUUUGAUAUGUCUGAAAGAUGUAACGUAAUCCGGUGUUACGUAAUGUAAUGUUUUACUUUUAACGAAAUGCAGGAAGCAAUGUAUCAGUCUGCAAAAACAAAAAAUCUAGUCCGCUAUAUUCAUACUCAGUUUGACAAUGAUAAUUUAAUAAUAUGAGGCAAUAGGUCUCCCAUCAUAUUAAUGUUAUAUAUAUAUUUAUAUAAAAUAUUUAAAUGUAAAUAUAUAUAUGUAUAUGUAUGUAUAUAUCUCAAACUCAUUGUCAGUUCCCCUCAGCUCCAUGUAUUAAAGUAAACAAUGGUUCUCAUAACUAUGGUAUAGGUACCAGAGGUACUACUUUGGCUCUCCUUAGUGGCACUGACUUCUGUUUAAACUUGGGUUGGCAGUUGCUGUGUUUUGUGUGUGCAUUUGUGUAGUUGAAUCAAGGUGGUACUUAUCGUGUUACUUCAUUGUAGCGUGAAUAUGCCUGCUCUAGAGUCCUUUCUUUUUUCAAUUAUCUUAAGAUAAAUAUGUUAAGAUAAGAGAUCUGGCCUGGAGAGAGACCUAUUUGAUCACGCCGCAUUUAACUAGGGAAACAGAACACUAAAAUCAAUCGCCAAGCUAAUCGCCAAGAUAAAGUGCUAAAAACAGGAGCAAGUAUUCAGAGACUUUUCACUGCUCUUAAAGAUAAAAAAAACCAAAACCCUAGACCACGUCAGCCAUGUUAAAAAAAUGUUCAAGGUCCCAGGGGGCAGAGUGUAUCACCGUAGGUCAUAAGGACCUUAGAGUAUAUGUGUCACACAAAGGAAAGUUACAUCAGGACUUUUUCUGAUGGUUUGAUCUGUACACUAACCUACUGCAUACCAGGUCACAGAUAUGUGAACCAAUGUGGGUCAAACUGCUGACAUGCAUAUUUUUUUGAGCAGGGAGGCAUUAUAAAACAGUGUUUUGAUCAUGUUCUGAUUGUAUGGCAAAACACUGUAAUUUAAUCGGUUAACAGAAACAUGGACGGAAUUUACAAAGGAUUUGCGACCCCUAUAGGAGUCCAUGAAGACACUGCAGAGGGUCAUGUGAUUUCUGGUCGACACAAUUUUUUUAUAUUAUUUUAGAACUUGCUGAUGUUCAAAAUAAAAUAAGUAUAUAACCUUGUAGUAUUUGGAUAUUGUAGUAUUCAAUGCAAAAUAACAGUGGGUGGUCCCUGCGUUAUCUCCAUAUUUUCCAUUCCUUUUGUAAUAGUUGUGAAUGGUGGUGAAUCAGCGCUCUACUAUAUAUGUUUAAGUAUUCACCAGAUUAACACUAACUACCUUGUUGACUUCUUUCCCUCCGCUUCAGUCGCCUGCGAUCAUGAAGCUGCUGGUCCGUCCAUACCGUCCUGUCGACAGGGAUGCAGUGCGUGCUCUCUUCAGUUGGGGCAUCCGGGAGCACAUCGUUCCGUGCUUUAAAAACAACAUGAGCUCCCCCCUCUACCUCGUCAUCACCCUGGCUCUGUGUGUGGUUGGAUACAUCGUCGCCUCUGUGUUCGGGGCUGUUGUUUUACCUGCUCUCUGGAUGAGCCUCGUCUAUUACAGCGGUUAUUACAUAUACGAUGGGUUUGUCAGAAGGAAACUCGUGACAGACAUGCAGGAGAUUUCUAGGAACUAUAUGAGCAGACCCGAUGACUGCCUUUGGGUGGCUGAAGCUGAAGUUGACGGGAGGGUUCAGAUCCUUGGUAUGGUGGCUGUUAAGGGCCAGCAAAAUGGAAAAGAAAAGUGUGGUGAACUGCUCAGGAUGAUCGUUUCACCCACGUGCAGGCGGAUGGGGUUGGGUCACAGGUUGGCACAAACUGUUGUUGAUUUCUGUAGGGAACGAGGCUUCUCCAAGGUGAUGCUGGAGACCAGCUCCAUCCAGAAAGCUGCUGUGGCGCUGUAUAAAAAAAUGGGAUUCCGCCACAUAGUCUUUCAAUCCAAACAUGAUUUUCCCUUGUGGAUUGUAGCUUUGUCUAAUGUCAAAGUUUUAAAGCUGGAAAAACAACUUUAGGCCUGAAAUCAUUCCAAUCACCUGAUGUGACAUCAGUGUCAUCUUCUAUUAAUCUGUAAUUAAAGAUUACAUUAAGAUUGAAAUGAUGCACCAUGAGCACUGAAAUUAAAUAAUUUUGUACCUGUUUUUCACAAUGCAUAAAUAAAAUGAAACCGUUCACUGAG
Cynoglossus semilaevis (tongue sole) is the source of this 2283-nucleotide messenger RNA. RefSeq names its product N-acetyltransferase 8-like 2 (gene nat8l2). The record is from RefSeq and is a predicted model, not a curated record. Gene Ontology annotation, molecular function: N-acetyltransferase activity. NCBI's taxonomy places the organism in Eukaryota, Metazoa, Chordata, Actinopteri, Pleuronectiformes, Cynoglossidae. The coding region runs from base 1448 to 2119 and encodes 223 amino acids. The transcript is spliced from 2 exons.